AUGAAACAGACUUUCCCUGCAAUCCGUGUGGGUUUGAUGGUCGGUAUUGGUGGCGGUGUGCCCAGUGAGACUGAUAUACGGCUGGGCGACAUCGUCGUCGGGACGAGAGUGAUGCAAGCGGAUCUUGGGAAAAUGACCGGAGAUGGGCAGCUGGAGCAGACAGGUGUCGCUCGGUUUCCUGACCAAAUUCUUGCGACAGCCGUGUCUAGCCUUCGGGCGAAACACGAGCUGGAGCCGAGUCGAGUCCCAUCUAUUUUGCAGCAGAAGCUGGACGGUUCCGGGUACGGUCGUCCGAGCUCACCGGAUCGUCUCUUCCACGCCACGUAUAAGCACGAAAAUCCACAGAACAGCUGCGAUAAAUUUAUUCACUACGGCGCAAUUGCCUCGGGAAGCCAGGUCGUCAAAUCCAGCGCCUUUCGGGACAAGGUGGCUAGAGAGUUGAAGAUUCUAUGUUUUGAAAUGGAGGCUGCUGGCCUAAUGGAUAUUCUCCCUUGUAUUCCAAUCCGAGGAAUAUGUGACUAUUCCGAUUCUCACAAGAGCAAGGACUGGCAAAAAUAUGCUGCGGCCACUGCGGCUGCGUACGCAACGGAGCUGCUCCAGGAGCUGCCUGUGACCGAAGUACACACAAGAGUUAGCUGCAGGUCUGUCCCUCAGCAAGUUCCAUCGCAGGAGCAACGGCAACGUAUGCUAGAUUCCCUCAGAUUCGAGCAAAUUGAUGCUCGUAGGACGAAUAUCAAGAAGGCCCACGCUAAGACUUGCCGAUGGUUUCUCAGCCACCAGGAUUACAAGGCAUGGCUAGAUCAAAGACAGCUGACCCAACAUCAUGGUUUUAUGUGGGUCGGCGGCAAGCCCGGUGCUGGAAAGUCAACUAUCAUGAAAUUCGCCUAUUUGAAUAUGAAGAACAAGGCCCGUAACAAGGACGAGGUCACUGCUUCUUUCUUCUUCAAUGCCCGUGGAGAAUAUUUAGAAAAGUCAAUCCCAGGGAUGUAUCGAUCAUUGUUGCUACAGAUACUUGAAGGUUAUCCCGACUUGCAAAGGGUUCUGGAUGAUUUUGACCUUGCUCCUUCUCCGACUGAAGAUACUAGCCUCUCCUUGAAUACCCUCAAGGAUCUACUUUGCACCGCCAUUUUAGCUCUUGGCCAGCGCCCAUUUACUUGUUUUGUCGAUGCGCUGGACGAGUGCGACGAGCAACAAAUCAUCGAUAUGAUCCAAUACUUCGAAGACCUGGCAGAACAAUCUACAGCCAGGGGGGUGCAAUUUAGAAUAUGCUUCUCCAGUCGACAUUACCCCUACUUAUCCACUCGGUGGGGUCUUCGGUUUACACUGGAGCAUCAAGCAGGACACACGGAAGACUUAGAAACUUACGUUGAAAGCCGCCUCCAAAUCAGAGACCCUAGGCUUAUCGAAAAGCUGCGACCUGAAAUUCUCAGGAAAGCAGCUGGUGUUUUCAUGUGGGUCGUCUUGGUUGUCGAUAUACUGAAUAAAGAGUAUCGACGUGGUGCGAUGUUUAUGGAGAAGAAACUCGAAAGUUUACCAAGUGGCUUGAGCGACCUGUUCAAGGACAUUUUACAGCGCGACAAAGAAAACAUGGCGGAGCUCAAACUUUGUAUUAUUUGGAUUCUUUGCGCGAAAAGGCCCCUGCAACCGAGAGAAUUCUAUCAUGCCCUCUGGUCUGGCUUAUCAUUCGAGGAUCCGGACGAGAGCGAAAUGCCAGAUGCUUCAGGCCGGGAGAUAGGGGAAGAUGAUCUACCUAGGUUCUACAGAUAUGUUAUAAGCUCCUCAAAGGGACUUGCUGAAGUCACAAACUCUACGAACCAAUCAGUUCAGUUCAUUCACGAGUCUGUCCGAGAUUUCCUCAUCAAGGAUAAGGGUUUGUAUGAGCUGUGGCCUGAACUUGGGGCUGACUGGAAGAGCCCCAGCCAUGAGUUACUCAAGCAGUGUUGCAGCUUCUACAUGACUCACAGAGCGGUGCACGAUUCUAUCAGUAUACUGUCGGAGGAGAACAAAUCAGAACACCAGGCGAUUGAUUUAGACAAGUACCCGUUCCUGGGGUACGCCAAGGAAUUCGUCUUCUACCAUGCCAACGCUGCGGCAAAAGUGGUCCCUCAGGACGAGUUUCUCUCGUCAUUCCAGAUUGUCAACUGGAUCAAAAUCAACAAUCUGCUCUCAAAGUACAGGUCUCGUGAAUACAGUCCCGAUGCAAGUCUUUAUUAUAUUCUUGCAGAAAGAACAUCACCCGAACUCAUUCGUACACGAUUCAAAAAGGACCCAAAUGUCCAUGUGGCUGGCGAGCGAUACAGAUACCCGCUGUUUGCAGCCCUGGCCAAGGGGGAAAAGAGUAAUGUUGCAGCUUUGUUGAACUCGCCAUUGAGCAUUCAAGAUGGGGUCGACCUCACAGAUGGCCUAAAACUCACGCGGGACUUGCAGGGGUAUAAAGGCUUCAGAAAAUGGUCAUGA
Aspergillus candidus is the source of this 2457-nucleotide messenger RNA. Its product is annotated as Pfs, NACHT and Ankyrin domain protein. Lineage: Eukaryota; Fungi; Ascomycota; Eurotiomycetes; Eurotiales; Aspergillaceae. The coding region runs from base 1 to 2457 and encodes 818 amino acids. The transcript has 4 exons. The record is from RefSeq and is a predicted model, not a curated record. Gene Ontology annotation, biological process: nucleoside metabolic process. Gene Ontology annotation, molecular function: catalytic activity.